AUGCAUCCUCUUACAGGGCUGAUCCGAGUCCUUGCAAACCAGUGUGACGAGGGCCGCCCAGUAUGUCGACUCUGCAUCAAUUCUGAGCGAGAAUGCAGUUAUACAGACCAGGUCUUAUCUCAUAAUCGACAUGAAAGCCCAAGCAGUAUGGACAACCCAAGGCGCGAGGCCUUGCCUUGUAUCUUCCCUCAGACCAACAUAUCCCUGUCCAACCCACACUCUCACAGGGCACAGAAUGCCCAAAGUCACCAAGGACAAAGCUCCGAAGAGAAUAUCAACCUCAAGCAUAUGGAACUUCUCAUUCACUUGACCACAGACAAAGACGUCCUCAGUCUUGGCCUGACCGCCAACGAUGAACCCUCAGGCUCCGAGAUUGCCUUCGCACUGAAGACAGGUCUAGAGUCACCAUAUCUUUUGCAUCAGCUGCUUGCAUUUUCCGCCCGCCAUAUGGCAUAUCUUCACCCCGAGCGCUCAGCUGCCUAUCUCCACCAAGCUGUCACACUCCAGACCCGAGCUGCAUCACUAUUCACUGCCGUUGGCACGGAAGUCAAUCAAUCCAACUGUGUCGCUGUUCUUCUUUUCUCGUCUAUCCUAGGCCACCAUCUUCUUGCGGACACACUCGCGAAACGAGAUCGGGGCGGUUUGCAUGAUUUCAUGACAAGCUAUGUACAGUUUGUCGAGAUGCAUAGGGUUAUCCACACGAUUGCCAUGACAGCUUGGCCGCAGUUGAUGGAGUCUGAGCUUGAGCCUAUUCUCUCGUGGAGCUCACAGUUUACUGCACGGUCGCCAAGGGGCCCUGAAUGUCGAAGAGCCAGGGAGCUGAUAAUUAGCUCGAAACUGCUAUCAGAAGAGGAAAAGAGGACAUGUUUGAUGGUUAUUGAUUAUCUGCAGGUUGGGUUUGAUGCAGUGUUGGCUGACGAGGAACAAGGGAACCGAUUUCAUAUGCUUUGCACAUGGCCUAUGCUGGGUUCAGCGGAGUUCACCGCGUUGUUGGCCGCAAAAAUUCCAGAGGCUUUGAUAAUACUGGCAUAUUAUGCGUUGUUGCUUCACCAUGGGCGGCACCUAUGGCAAGUCCAGGACGCUGGAGCCUAUAUGCUAGGGAUUAUCACUGCCUAUCUUGGCCCGCACUGGGAUCAUUGGCUUGAAUAUCCGAGACAAAAGAUAAUUGAUACCAGCGGCACGACCACCACAAAACCAACAUCCGCCGGGGGCGACCAAACGCCAACGCCAACGCCAACCCAGAGCGGAAUGGUGGGUGACUGCACAAAAUUCUAUCUCGCCCAAAGCAAUGACAACUGCUACGAUAUCGCUUCUGUGGAGCGGAUUCUAAUCGCAGACUUGUAUUCCUGGAAUACAGCUCUCAAUGGAGACUGCUCUGGGCUGUGGCCAGAUUACUACUACUGUGUGGGACGAGCGGCCAGCACUACUACCACUACCACGGCAACAAAAGCGACAACAACCACUACCGCAAUCAAUCAUACCCCUACCCCGCAGAGUGUUCCGUCGUUGGCAGCAUUUUCCCCCGUGAUUGUGAGAAGCUUUGGCGUGACAUCUAGUUCCUCGAGCAUUCUCAUCACGAUUUCGGCAAGAUUCUCCCCAGCGUGCGGUUCACAUAUGUCAGUGAACACAAGAAGCUCUUCUCGGUUCUCAAACUCGGGUGAGAUCCAUGACCAAUGA
Messenger RNA from Penicillium arizonense, 1677 nucleotides. RefSeq lists its product as uncharacterized. The record is from RefSeq and is a predicted model, not a curated record. The transcript has 2 exons. Gene Ontology annotation, molecular function: DNA-binding transcription activator activity, RNA polymerase II-specific; zinc ion binding. Bases 1 to 1677 code for a protein of 558 amino acids. Gene Ontology annotation, biological process: regulation of transcription by RNA polymerase II. NCBI's taxonomy places the organism in Eukaryota, Fungi, Ascomycota, Eurotiomycetes, Eurotiales, Aspergillaceae.